This is a messenger RNA of Rhopalosiphum padi (bird cherry-oat aphid), 1774 nucleotides long. It is a transcript of the gene drongo, whose product is annotated as arf-GAP domain and FG repeat-containing protein 1. The coding region runs from base 397 to 1563 and encodes 388 amino acids. The record is from RefSeq and is a predicted model, not a curated record. The transcript is spliced from 10 exons. NCBI's taxonomy places the organism in Eukaryota, Metazoa, Arthropoda, Insecta, Hemiptera, Aphididae. Gene Ontology annotation, molecular function: GTPase activator activity.
AGUAUACGUACACCACGGAAAUAGAAACCCACAGUCUACGUUGAAUCGGACAUGUCCGAGAAUAGUAUUUUUGGAACCCCUGCGCGUCCAUACAGCUUAUGCGAUAGGAAUUGAUUCUAAGUAUGAUACUAGGUUCAGACGAGUUAUUUCAAUUAGUGCUGUUUCACAUUUCUAUAAGCACCGUUGAGUUAAAUUUUUUUUUCAAUUUCCUCCUUUUCUAGGUUGUUAGCCAUUUAAAGAAAUUACAUUUGCAAAAUAAAUCUGUUAACGGUCCCUAAGGCACGUACGCCUUUCAGUAAUCAAUCACCACUUAGUCUACCAUAUUCAUACAGAGUAACAUUAUAUAGGUAGGUACACUACAAGAAUCAGAUUUUUGACUAAAUUGCUGUUACCGAUAUGGCUAAUGGUAUAAAGAAACUCGAUGAAUACAAUUUAAUGGUGCUCCGAGAACAACUAUCAUUGCCUGCUAAUAAAUAUUGUUUUGACUGUCACCAAAGAGGACCGACAUAUGUGAAUGUUACCAUAGGCUCAUUUGUCUGUACAUCAUGUUCUGGACUAUUACGAGGCCUUACUCCACCACAUAGAGUGAAAAGCGUAUCAAUGGCAACAUUUAGCACUGAAGAAAUUGACUUUAUUAAAUCUAGAGGAAACGAGAGCUGUGAACGGGUCUGGUUAGGAAUGUACGACUCAAAACAACCUACAAAUGAUGAAAAACAAAUAAAAGAUUUUAUGGUUGCAAAAUAUGAAAAAAAAAUGUAUUAUUCUGAUCAAGUAUCACAAAAACUAACCAAUGGCAUUCAGACAAGACCCUUCGUUACCACUAUUACUACAAAUCAUCAAAAUCCUAGUACUACUACUACACCUGCAAUAAAUAUAUCAUCCUCAAACAAAUUUGAAUUUUUUAAAGAAGAACCUUCAAACCAAAAUCAAUCUCCAAUUCAAACAUCCCAAUCUUUUGCAAAUUUUGAAAAUAACCCAGUAUUUUCUACAUCUUUUGAUACUUCUAAAAAUAUUGACUUAAAUUUUAAGUUUGUUCAACCACUUCAAACUGGAUAUUUUGAUUAUUUGACAUCAAAUCCAAUACAAUUUUCACCAGCAAGAAAACCGAACAACAUAAAUAAUCGAUGGAGUGUUGCUAUUGAAAGUACAAGUCCUAGUACUAGUUGGAAAUCAAAUGGUGCACCAAGUCAAGGACCAACUGAAGACCGUUACGCUGCAUUGAAAGAUCUCGAUUGCUUAAUGAAAUCUCAAGUUCAACAAGAUACUCCUCCCCAAUUAAAUAAUAGUAACAGUUCUGCAUGGAGUUCCGAUGCAUCUUUGAAUGGAACAUGGAGUAGUCAAGUUUCUGAAAAUACACCUCAAAACCCAUUCAAAAAUAGUGUUCAAGAUGAUUGGGCAUCAUCGAAUAAUGUAGUUAAUCCAUUUUCAAAUAACAUAUCAGAUGAUUGGCAGAAUAAUAUCCAAUGGCCAAAUGGUUUAACUUCCAGUCAAUCAAUGGGUUUUAAUGAUGUAACACCUUGGAAUGCUGAUUUCUCAAAUCCAUUUAAAUUUAUAUUUAUAUAGGUUGGAUCAGCGUCUCCAUUAAAUAAACAUUCAAGCAAUCCAUUUUUAUAAGACCAAUUACAUCUCUCAUUAGAGAAAAGCAAAUUAUCUGGUAAAUUGAAAAGGAUCAUCAAUGCAUAACUAUAACAAUGGAUUUAUUAUAUUUUAAUAAGAAUACAAUGUUAUAAAUCUUAACUUGGCAAAAAAUAUAAUUAAACAUAUUUAAUAAUAA